AUGCGCCGAGCUCCCUGGCCGACCGAUGAAAUGGAAAAGCCACGCUGUCAAGGUUCUUGUUGUUGCGUCGACACCCCACAUCGACUUCCAUCCCCACCUUCCCACCUUGCCAACAUGAUGUACAUCAUCCGGGCUAUCUUAUACAUCCUACUUUUCGCUUGCUCCAGCACUCUGCUCGGAUUAACAGCAUAUCGAAUCAACUACACAGGGAGGCUGAACACUGGAGAUAUUUUGACAUUCAGACGACGCUUCUAUGACCCCGUGGUCGUCGAAUUGCUCGUGACGGCCUGUCUUGGUAUCAUAAUUUCCGUGGCUUUUCUGGCGUCUAUCCUCGCGCGCGCCGGCAAGGACGCGUUGACCUAUGCUCUGGAGCACAUCUGCUUGAUCACGCUGUGGAUCCUCUUCCUAGUUGGUUCGGGUGUCUUUACCUCGAGAUGGAGCAACCUUGGCUGGUGCAGGGGCUACAAGAGUUGCAGGAUCCUAGAGACCAUCAAGGCGUUUUCGUGGAUCUGUUGGGCCCUCGUCACGCUUCUCAUACUUUCCAGCUUGUACAACAUGAUCCAACGGAAGAGUGGCUGGUGGUCAGCUGCGGAUGGGAGGAAGGAGCGGGAAGUAUCCGGCAACUAUCCAGAGACACGCGCGACGACCACGACCACAGCCUCGCAUACGGAGCCUCUUACGGCGUAA
Molecule: messenger RNA, 687 nt
Organism: Cyclocybe aegerita
Lineage: Eukaryota; Fungi; Basidiomycota; Agaricomycetes; Agaricales; Hemipholiotaceae
Source: the annotation of a GenBank genome assembly